Molecule: messenger RNA, 651 nt
Organism: Coccomyxa subellipsoidea C-169
Lineage: Eukaryota; Viridiplantae; Chlorophyta; Trebouxiophyceae; Coccomyxaceae
Exons: 1
Coding region: 166-324 (52 amino acids)
Source: RefSeq, a predicted model, not a curated record
CAGACAUGAUGAAUAUUAAGCAUCGAUGAGCUCGCAAUGCGAGCGAUGAUUAUUAUAUAGUUUUCAAACUGACUUGUCUGCUGCAGCCCUGGUAAUACUGUACAGUGAUUCGCAAUAGUUGGUGUUGUGGGGCCAUCAGCCGCCAUUGAUUAGUUUUAGCCAAAUAUGAGGGGCAACCCGAUGAUUACAAAAACUGAACGAGGGGGUAUUGGAUGUAUGAGGGCCAACGAUGGUGGUCUCACAACCCACAAGUCUGUUUCAAUAGUUGCCCUCUUGUUCGUCAGUAUUUUGCUCUUCUCCUGCCAGCUUAUCACCAGGUGGUGAGCGGCGUUCACCAGUGAAGAGAUUUAAAAGGCCGAUCUGAGCCCUUACAGGCGGUAGCAGAACCUGCUACUUUUGAUGAUUCCAAUCUGAGAAGGCGAAAGUCUGAGGUGGAGGGAGUAGAGUACUUUGCAUGAAUGAGGUGCAGGCGACUAUUGAGAAAUGGCCGAUGAUGACCAGAUUGAUCUCCCUAGCAGAACUUCUGCUCUGAGGGUUCUUACACUUGAUCUGAGGGCCUUCUACAAUUCAUUACCUAGAAAAUUUAUAAUUCCAUUGACAACCUGGAAAAGUUUCCUGCCUUAAUCAGCCUGUAAUGUUAUCAUUCGGUUC